Molecule: messenger RNA, 1838 nt
Organism: Corticium candelabrum
Lineage: Eukaryota; Metazoa; Porifera; Homoscleromorpha; Homosclerophorida; Plakinidae
Exons: 1
Coding region: 32-1669 (545 amino acids)
Source: RefSeq, a predicted model, not a curated record
UUUACCAGGUAGAAACUCAAUCAGAACCGAGAUGUCGACGUCUGUGUCAAAGUCGAAAUCUGCUUUGAGAAACUUUGGAACACGUCAAUUCGGAAGUAGUCACAGCUCAUUCGACAAGAUCGACUACCGUAACGAAUCCGACGAGGAGACCGCAGAGCUAGACGAUUACCUCGCUGAAAUAGCGAAGAAGAGAAGGAAGGGCAAAAAGAAGAUCGACUGGUCGAAAGCGUUUGAAAACGACGAUCUAACUGGUGUCAGUGACGUCAAAGAUUUCAAACGGUCCAAUGAAAUAGCGAGUUUGAAGACCGCCCAGCCUCCAAGUGUGACUAAAGCCACAGUGACCGUUGGGAAUAGUGAUGAUGUCUCGUCCAUCUCUGUAUGUGAUACCAGUUCUCUCAAUCUCUCGGAUGUUGGCUUGAAAUCGGACGCUUUAUUGGGGAAUUCUGUGAGACCAAGUGUACAAUUUGUGGACUCGUGUUUGAUCAGUGAUGAUGUUGAAAAUGAUAGUAAUGGUGAUGAUAGUCUUGGAAGUCCUGUUGCACUCAACGUUUAUGCUAUCGAGGAAUUGCUGUCAUCGAGUUCUGAUCAAGAAGAUGAAAGUAUUGCUUCUGAUAACAUCAAUAACGAGGGAUUUAUUAGAUUAGGGUCAUUGCUAACUGUGGAUGAUUUAAAUCCAAUAGAAGAUGAAAGCAAUCAAAAAUUGGGUGAUAGAAAAUCAGAUGAAUGUAAAUUUGAUGUGGUGAUGACUGUUGAUCAGCUAGAAAAUGUGUGUAGUGCCAGCGAGGAAUUAGUUGCGUCUAAGAAAUCUGAAGAUAGUCUUAAUACCUCACCAAUGAAAAUGGACGUGAGUGAUCAUAUAAUUACUGAAGAACAAGAACAAGCAUCAAGCACAUUAACUGUAGAUGAUCGUUUGUUGAGAAAUACCAUGGAAGAGACAGUGAGAUCAGAACAGGUAUCUGAUUAUGAAUAUACAGAGUCAUUUGCAAGUGACUCGCAAGGUCCAUCAAGUAAUUAUCAGAUGCGGGUGGGAUCUUGUUCGAACCUUGCUGAUCCUACCAUGCAGAGUAUUGCUAAAUUUAACUCAACUUCCCAGUCCCUUAAAGUUGAUGACUCCCACAGUCAAACAUCACAGUCAGAACGAGAAACUGCAUUACAAGAAGGUGCAACAGAUAGCGGAAGCCCAGCUGUGAGUUGUGAGGGAAGUAGUCAGAGACAAGCGACUACCAACUUAGUCGACGAUCAAGAAAUAGAAACUGAAAGAAACUUGUCUGAUGUUACAUCGUUAGACGAUUCAAAUUUGAUAUCUAAACGACAAAUGGUUGAGUGUGGAACUCAGACUGAUUCUAAUCAAUUUUCGUUGCCUGCAUUUUCUAGUCCUAAACUGGUUGGACACGGACACGGACAAGUCACUAUUGAGCCUUCUGUACUGGGUGCGUUGUGUAGCCACACGCCAGCUGCUCUUGCACUGCAUGAACUUAUGAAGGAGCAACUUGUACUGACGAAGUCAUUUGUGGCUAGAUGUUCUCGUUUGGCAUCGGCUUUGAGAGACGAGUGCAAACCUGACUAUCAGUAUACGACAUUGGAAACGACAAAGGAAUACAUCAGGAAACAUAAACCUCGAGUGCGAACUAUGGAAGAGGCCAUGAAGGAGGUUACUAGAAAGAAGUGAAUAUUUUAUUAGGAGAACAACUAGUCUGUUUGUUUUAUGCUGAAUUUCUUAUUAAUAGACUUGAAAAUAAUACUGAACAUUUAGGGUAUGUAUAAUUUAUUCUUUUAUGUAGGUGUAUUUUUGUGUAUUGUAAGCAGUAUCUACAAUGCCUUAAUUAAUUAAGAAUGAA